AGUAAAACAAUUGACUUAAUUAUAUUGUAAAGUAGGCCCAGAAUAUCUAUAUUGGUCAGUUAAUCAGUUCACUUCUGGACAAGUGUGAAUAAACACGUAUUUUACUUUAAAUAAUAUAAUUUUACGUAUUAUGUAUUCAAUAUUAUUAUGUUAUAUAUUCACAGUGUCGUUAUAUAUAUAUGUUAAUGCUUUUAAUUUACCCAAUGAUAAUACGAAAAUAAUAAUAGACAACGACGCAGGCGGCGAUGACGCUAUGGCUAUUUUUCUCGCUUUAUUGUACCAAAAACAUUUUAAUGGUCCUGAAGUGGUAGCUCUCACCACAGUUCGCGGCAAUACAGCCGAACAUAACGUUUACACGAAUAACCAGCGAAUAUUGAAACUAAUUAACAGACAAGAUGUACCAAUAUAUAGAGGUAUCAAUAACUCCCUAUUCCCAACAUUCGGUGAACGUAAUUAUUAUGGCACGGAUGGACUUGGUGACACGGGUGAGAGUUUAAUAGAUCCGGUACCAGCUCAGCCUCAAGAUGCAGUGACGGCGUUAAUUGAGCUAUCCAAAAAACAUGAAGGAAAUCUUAUAAUUGUAACAACUGGACCCGUUACAAACAUAGCUAUGGCCAUUGUUUUGGAUCCUGCAUUUCUGGGACAAUUAAAACAUUUAUAUAUCGCAGCAGGCCAUAUUUAUAGUGAUAUACAUCCAAACGCAGAAUUUAACGCAAUGGCUGACGCUGAGGCUUACUUUAUGAUUACACAACGAUCAAGUCCCGACAAAGUCACUCUAAUACCGUUCUCUCAAAUAAGAAUACAUCUAAAUUUUACUAAAGAAUGGAGACAAGAUGUAUUAGGUGCUAUCAAUACGGACAUAAUUAAGGCACAAAACAAAUUUGAACAAGUAUCUAUGAAGAAAAAUGUGAGAUGGCAAGCACUAGACCCGGCCUCAGUAGCUAUAGUGGUCAGACCCGAUCUGGUGAAAGAAUAUAAAUAUUCGAGAAAUGAUAUAAACUUGUGUGGUGAGAACAGAGGACUGAAUAACAAUGAUCUGGUAAAUAAAGAAGAAGCUAAUGUUAGACUAGUUUACUCUGUAAAAGAAGAUGAAUAUAAAGAGUUUUUACUUGAUGUAUUUUCAAAGCAAUAAUAUAAAGUCUAUAUAUAAUAAAUCAUAAAGUUCAUAUAUGCAACUAAAGCAAUUAAAUAAUAUUAAAAUGUAUAUGGGAAUGGAUGAAAUAUGAAUGCAAGAAAUGACUAGGAACCGUUACUAAUAAAUAAUAAUUACUUUUACUUUUCAUGAAAAAGCGCCCUCUAGUAUCAAGAAUGUUUAGUCUGCCUUUUUUAUAAACGAAGAUUUCUGACGUGACUUACUCGUGGCUCCGAAGCACGAAGCAAAUGACAACAAUAUUUAAAUAAUCCAAAUAUAAUUUUGAAAAUUCAGUAUUUUAGAUUAGGGUUUAAUCUCAAGGUCCUUCGAAGCUGUCAAACGUUAUCCGACUGAAUUGUCACCGCUACGAAUAUUCGUAUAUGAGAUAGGAAGCGGUGUGCCAGAAUAAGGUAGAAAGACGAACAGUGUUCAAUAUUCUAUAACAUAACUGCAAUAAAAUGAAAUUAAUGACAUGUAACCACAUGCUACAUUCAGAUGAGCUCUAUUUCUUUUAUUAUUAUUAGUUUGUUGAUCAAGUAAAAAAUAUAUAAAAAUAUUUUAAACAAGUACGAUACCAUUUUAUUCGUUUCGCAAUUUGGGUGCCAAAAAAACGCUAUAGCAUAGCUAAUUACAUAUCAAUAGCUUUUUCUCGCGGCUUUGCUCCCCGGAAUAUGUAUAUUAGUAAUCCUAUAUGUUAAGUUACGAUAUAACCUACCAGUGUACCAAAUUUUAUUUAAAACCGUUCAGCCUAUCGAGCGUGAUUGAAUAAUAAACAUAUAAUAGAAACAUAUUCACAAACUUUCAUAUUUAUAAAAUUAGGAGGAUGUAUAGUUUCAUUUUCAUAAAAAAAUAGCAAAUAUGUCUAAUAUGUUUCAUAUUCACUUCUGUAAUAUGCAUACAGAAUAAAUAAAGUAUUUUCACAUUAAUACAGUCUAUUUACUCUAUAUAAAGCAAUGCAUCCCGAAUUUUCAUAUAAUCGUUCGGGCAUGUCAUAUGUCAAAGACAUUGAACGACUGGUUGUUCUUUACACUGUGGUAUUAGUAAUUAUAAAUUGGAAGUAGGUAGCGUCUAGUCUCUCCAUCUGCGCGACACAUUUAUUAUAUGGAUGAUACACACUCAUUAGUAUACAUUUGUAUGAGUACAAAUGAGACGUGUUUUGUGAUAUAAUACAUACUCACUAUGUAUAAAAAUAUUUUUUAACUUGUUUUAUUCCCAACUGCUAUGUUUUUAUUACAUUUUAUUUGAGUAUAUAUGUACGUAGAUUUUUAAUUUGUUACAAAACA
This is a messenger RNA of Galleria mellonella (greater wax moth), 2415 nucleotides long. RefSeq names its product gustatory receptor for sugar taste 64f-like. The transcript is spliced from 8 exons. Gene Ontology annotation, biological process: sensory perception of sweet taste; detection of chemical stimulus involved in sensory perception of taste. Lineage: Eukaryota; Metazoa; Arthropoda; Insecta; Lepidoptera; Pyralidae. The record is from RefSeq and is a predicted model, not a curated record. The coding region runs from base 131 to 1132 and encodes 333 amino acids. Gene Ontology annotation, cellular component: membrane. Gene Ontology annotation, molecular function: sweet taste receptor activity; hydrolase activity, hydrolyzing N-glycosyl compounds.